This is a messenger RNA of Fonsecaea multimorphosa CBS 102226, 1257 nucleotides long. RefSeq lists its product as uncharacterized. Gene Ontology annotation, biological process: L-phenylalanine catabolic process; L-tyrosine catabolic process; homogentisate catabolic process. The transcript has 3 exons. Gene Ontology annotation, molecular function: fumarylacetoacetase activity. Bases 1 to 1257 code for a protein of 418 amino acids. The record is from RefSeq and is a predicted model, not a curated record. Lineage: Eukaryota; Fungi; Ascomycota; Eurotiomycetes; Chaetothyriales; Herpotrichiellaceae.
AUGGGCUUGUUAUCCAACAUACCCGCUGACUCGCCCUUUACCUUGGAUAACAUCCCGUUCGGAGUAUUCUCGACGGGCGACGACCCAACGCCGCGGUGUGCCACGGCCAUUGGCGAAUUUGGUUUGGAUCUUCGCGCGCUCAGUAAAUCGGGCUUCUUCCAAGACGCCUCGGUGGCCGAUGCUCUGAGCCAGGCGGCCUUGAACACCUUCGCAGCACUCUCAGCAAAGACUAGAACCGCGGCACGCGAGCAAAUCAUUUCUGCCUGCAAAGAUGGCAAGGUUCCAGACUCGUGCCUGCAUAAGUUGGCAGAGGUGAAGAUGCAUCUGCCUGUGGCCAUUCCGGAAUACACAGACUUUUUCUGCUCGCUUGAGCAUUGCACCAACUGCAUGCCUAUAACCAACAGCAAAAUUCCAGAGAACUUUUAUCAUGCUCCCUCAGCAUACAACGGCCGAGCGUCCAGUGUCAUUCCAUCACCAUCCCUAGUUCGUCGACCACGGGGCGUAUAUUGGAAAGCCGGGACAAAGGAACCCACUUACGGGUUGUCCCAACUUGUCGACUACGAGCUGGAAAUGGGAUACGUCGUGUCCAAACCGGUCCCGUAUGGCGAGACAAUCAAAGUGGACGAUGCGCCAGACCACAUCUUCGGCUUUGUGUUGCUGAACGAUUGGUCGAGUCGGGAUAUCCAGAUCUUUGAGAUGCCGCCUCUGGGACCGUUCAAUUCCAAGUCCUUCGGCACCACUGUCUCUCCAUGGAUCAUCACCCUCGACGCCUUGAAGACGUUUCAGUGUGCGCCCAAGCAUGAGAUCCACCCGCUGGAGCACCUGCGAUUCAAGGACUUCGAGCACGGCACUUUCGACAUCAAACUCGCGGCGUCGCUCGAGCGAGACGGCAAACGACACCAGAUCUGCACGAGCAAUCUGCGCUACCUGUACUGGACCCCUUACCAGCAGAUCACCCACCACGCGUCCGCCAACUGCGGACUGCGCACGGGCGAUUUGAUGGGCACAGGCACCGUCUCGGGCGACGCCAAGGACGAGAAGACGGGCAAGAAGUUCGAGCUGGGGUGUCUCUUUGAGGCGACUCAGCAUGCCAGUCAGCCCAUCGCCCUGAAAGGAGGUGGCGAAUUGGGGUAUCUUGAGGAUGGCGAUUCUAUCAUCCUGUCGGCGUGGUGUGAAGACUCGACGGGCCGGCGUGUGCUCGGAUUUGGCGAGUGUCGCGGGAAACUGGUUGGAGCUGACGCAUCGAUUUCGCAAUGA